AUAACUUCAUUGCAAGACUGAAAUGGUUCAAGUACAUGGAUUGGAAGAAAAUUGACCCUACAAGUCUGGAAUACAUCAUGACGCCCGUAUUGAUUGGCAAUCCAGGGAGUCAUUAUGUGUGCUUUGUUGUCAAUUUGAAAAGCCACAGAUUCCAAUUCCUAAACAGCAUGUAUGGAGAUAAGUUGGAUUUGGACCCACCAAAUAUAUACAAAAAGAUGUUUGAUGUAUGGUUGAAGGAGGUGAAUGCAUUUCUUAUAGGAUUGUAUACUCAUAAAAAAAUGCCAUUGCCUUUCCACUUUAGCAAAUUUAGUUGGGAAUCUCCAAGAAUGCCAACUCAAAUUGAUAAAGACAAUUGUGGAGUCUUCUGCAUGAAGUUCCUUGAAGAAUGGCAAGGUGACCAUUACACCCAAAUGGAGUCUUUCAAAAAUUGGAGCCAACUCGGAAAGCGAGACAAAAUUGCAAGGGUGAUGGACUUCAGAAUUGGGAUAUUGUCCACAAUUUUAACCGACUCCAGCAAUUCAAUAAGACAAAAAGUGGAAAAGAAUGCAACUUCUUACUGUGAAGAACUGACUCAAAAGCUAGGAUGAUGUCUGAAUUUCUGAAUUUGAAUUUCUGGAUUAUGUAUAACUAAUGUAGUUGUUUAAAGGUUGUUGGAGGCUGCAAUGUGUUGCUUUAGUAAAGGUUGUUUGAAUUUCUUACUAAUGUAGUUGUUUCAGAUUGAGGUUGUUUGUGUUUGUGUCGGGGACUGCCGUCUGUCACACACAUAGUUUCAAUGGUCAAAUUUGAGCAUGUCUUUUUUUUUUACUAAAGUUUGGGGGUG
Molecule: messenger RNA, 820 nt
Organism: Trifolium pratense (red clover)
Lineage: Eukaryota; Viridiplantae; Streptophyta; Magnoliopsida; Fabales; Fabaceae
Exons: 2
Coding region: 36-587 (183 amino acids)
Biological process (GO): proteolysis
Molecular function (GO): cysteine-type peptidase activity
Source: RefSeq, a predicted model, not a curated record